This is a messenger RNA of Mobula hypostoma (lesser devil ray), 4093 nucleotides long. Its product is annotated as synaptonemal complex protein 2-like. Lineage: Eukaryota; Metazoa; Chordata; Chondrichthyes; Myliobatiformes; Myliobatidae. The record is from RefSeq and is a predicted model, not a curated record. Bases 6 to 3497 code for a protein of 1163 amino acids. The transcript is spliced from 34 exons.
UUGCCAUGAAAGUUUAUAAUUCCAUUAAAUAUAAGCAGUCAUCAAUGAAAGAUAGGAUUUCUGAAGUAAAAAGAGCAGUCCAUGUGAGUUUUGAUGGGAGCAGUUCCCAGGUUUUAGUGGCUGAAAACCAACUUUCAUCACCAAGCUGUAAAGAAACAGGAAAAAAAUCCCACUCAAAGGCAUGGAUUGACAACGGCUUCAAGCAGGACAUAAUACAUUCAACAAAGAUUCCCAAGAUGACCAUGAGCCUCUUUUCAGUCAAAGCAGGAUGUGCAAAAGCUGCCAAUCAAAAGCCACUUGUUGCACGUAAUCAGAGGACUUCAGAGGUAUCAAUGGUUGUGACAAGUACAGAAAUGUUGACCAGAAAGAGUAUGUCAACUGCAGUUAAUUCAACUCCAGCAAAGAAAACCAGAAUGAAACCACCCUUGGAAAUGAAGAAUUCAUCAGGAAGAAAUAUUACAUUUAAAGUUAGAUCAGAUGAAGCAGAACCAGGAAACUCCAUUUACGUAGAUCUCCCUGAAGAGAGGGCAACUCACACGUUCGUAGAAAAGAAGAGCACUAUGAAUGCAAUUGAAAGCAAGGAAACAACUAACCCAAUAAAAGCAACCUCACAAUGUUCCAAAUCACUUCAGAAGAAAAUAACACCCAGCAAAAUUGUUGGCUUGCUGCAGGAGGAAGAUGAAAGAAAUCUAACUUCACAAACAGACCUACAAGGAAGACUGAAUGAUAUUGUCCCAGACUCUCAGCCUGUGGUAUUGAAACAAAAAUCUUUAUUGCCUGGUCUUUUAGACAAUAUUCACAAGGGUCAGAAGUGUUUGUCCAAGAAGAGAUGUUGGGUUUCUGAUAGCCCUAUUUCAAGCUGCAGUACUGUAGAAAGACAAACUGCAUCUGUGAAAUAUGCAUUCCAACAAGAUGAUCAGAUUAUCAAGCACCAAGCAUUUUGCUCAAUAUUUGAUGAAAAAUCACCGAAAGAGGAUGAUCAGAAUAAAUUUAAAAACUCAAAAAAUGAAGCAUUGGAGAUGCAGCUGGAAGGCAAGUUAGAGAAAAUGACCCCAAGAGGAAUGCAUGAAAGAAGUGGAACCUGUAUCAAGGACAACUACAAAAAAACAAAAUUUACAGAAAAUAUAGCUUCUGAAAUGGAUAAAUUCAAAUUGGAUGAGAUCUGCCAUAAUACUGGAUGUGAAAAGCAGAACACUCCAAAUAGCAACAAGAGUUCCAAACGAUACAAAACAGAUUUAAUGUGCAAGAAUCAACCAAAAAAGAGGGAAUGUGACGUUAAAGAAAACACAGUUACUGAAACAAUGAUCAGUGUAAUUGCUGCAAAAUAUGCAAAUGAGACAAAAGAAAAAUACUUGAAUAAAGAAGUACCUCUUUCGACUAGAUAUCGACUGGAUGAAUUACAUGAUAAAAAGCUGCAAAAGAAUUUGAAAGAUGAGAAACGGACAUGGAAAAGGCAAAAGGGAGGAGUAGCCUGCACUGUGAAUUUGAAGAACAAAAUGGAAGAUAGUGCACUUGAUGUCUACAGUUUUGAUGACAGCUUCAUAGUUGAACCCACUGUAUCACUGGGGAUGCAGAACAAGAAAAUGCCUCAACAAACUUGUUCAAAUAAAAGAAAAUCCAAGAAAAUGAAUAUGAAACGUAAACCUACAAAGAAAGAAGAAAUACAUAAGUCUGUAGGAAAAGUAAAUAGAAAACACUUCUUUACUGACACUGACACGGACGGCAAAACAGAAAUCAGUUGGUUACAACAAUCUAAUAGAAAGACAAAGCCUGAACUAGUGGCCUACAGCAGACAAAGGAAGCGAAAUACGGCUGAUAAUUUAGGCAAAGGAAAAUUAACCACAACUGUUAGGACUGACUGUGGGAAGAAAUCAAUAGAUAAGAAGAAUAAAGGUGGUCUGAGGGAAGAAAACAAUAAGAAACCCACUGAAAAGAUCAAUUUAAAAGAAGUCCCAGCUGAAAAGAAACAAAGAAAUUGUCCACAAAGGGCAGCUGCUAUGCAAAGGUGUUACAAAGAAGUUUCAGAAUCUGCAUCUGAUAGCUACGGAGAAUCCCUGAGUCCGUCCCAUUAUAAAGAAAGGGAUUUAAUCAUGCAAGUGCCUGCUAAGAAGAUUUGUACAAAUGCCAAGGAGAAAGCAAUCAUGUCAGCUGAUUAUGAGCAACAGAGUGAAACAUCAGAAGCUUCAACAGUAGUAUCAUAUGAAAAUACAUCAGCUGAGAAGAUCAGAUAUGAAAAGACAUGUGAGUCACUGGUUUUAACAAGAUCUUCCUCUCUAGUGGAAUCUCUGCCAUCCAUUCGCACUGAUUCAUCACCAGAACCAUUACAAUCUCCUCAUCUUUCAAUAGUAGUCAAAAAUCCCUGCAAAUUUUCAAGGAAUGUUCUGAAAGCAGCAACCCCACUGUCAUCACCAGACUUUUCAGCUGCAAAGUCAACCUUCACCUCUGGUUUUUCAGCCAUCAUAAGCCCAAUCUCUCUGGUUACUCCAUUGUGUCCAGAAAUAAACGAAAAUGGUGAAAAUGCUCAGCAAGAAUUAGUUAAACUGGAGAAUCCAGAUGAAGAUAUCAUUACAAAUAAGAGUCAGUCUUCUGAGAAUUCAUUUGAAACUACAAGGUCACCAAACAACUUUAUACUAAGUUCUAUAUUGAGCAAGAAAGCAACUGCUGAGGAAACCCCAUCAAGAUCAACUAUUCUUGAAAAGAACAGAAGAGGAGAGAAGGAUAGAGCUCCUUCAGCUGAAGCACACACAUCAGGUCCAACUCGCCAUUCCUCUGUACUCAAACGCAUCUGUGGAAAAAAUCUUCAAAGUGAUUUUUCUGAUGUUGAGGAAGAAGAGGGAACAACAGAGCAAAGAGCAAAGCUAAAACGCAGAAGUCUAUUUAGUUUUGACUUUGGAAAGCCAAACAGAGAUCCAGAGCUUUUGUCCACUAGCAAUAGAGGAUCUUCCAUCAAACAAAUGGACCACUGGGGUCAGAGUGAACCAAACAUGGGAGUCAUUUGUCAACAGUUUAGAAAAGAACUCGAAGUUAAAUUCCAGAGGCACUCUCAAAGGAUUGACAGUUUGACUAAGUUUUCUCUGAAGUCUCUUCAACAAAGGAUGUCAUCGACAAAUGUUCAAAUUCACAGUUACAGGUUACAGAGGCUAAACAAGUUUCAAGCAAUUGUCAUGCAGGAACUGCAACAUUUUGAAAAGGACUGCCUAUCUCUAAAGUGCAUGGAAAAGGAGCUAUCAAAUUUCUGGAAACAACGCUCAGAAGCUUUCAAUGAACUGAAAGAAAAUCAAGAGGAAAGAAUUCAACAUCUGAGGUCAUCUCUUGAAAAUAAUGUAUGCCACAGUAUGGAAAUUGAAGAGAAGAUAUUCAGUACUGAGAUGCAUUUGAUGAGAAAAGACAUGAAAGCAGUACAAAACAGACUCCUGAGGGAAAUGCAAGAAGAGGAGCUGCGAACAGUGCGCAGGGGACUACAGUCCUUCUUUCUAUCUGAAACCACACAUUUCUGAGGACCAUAAAUCUGCAUCACAGGCAUAGUUUUAAGAAGACGUUGGGAAAUCUAUAUGACUAUUAUAUUCACAGUUCCAUUUUGUUCAGUUCUGAUGCAAAUGAUCAUAGAUCAUUGCCCUUAUCAGGCAUUCUUGUUGCUGUUGGGAUAGGGCUAUUAAGUCAUUUUGGAAUCUACCUUUUCUUAAUUUGUUACCUCCUUAUUUCCGUGUAUUUACUAUUUCUUCAUAUAUACUUGUUUUGUACAAGCAUGAUUACUUGUUUCAAUGUAUCACAUGGGGUCUGUAUCAGUUGUUCAAAUUUCAUUUAUUAUAGAAAGGCAAUUAAAUAUUAUUGUGUGUCCGGAGUGAUGUGAAAAUAAGUUAUUGGGAGUAGUUUAAUAGAGAACAAACCUUUUCCAUCAUAACAAAUUUUAGCAGAGCAAAUAUAUUUAAAUUAUAUUGCUUAGUAAGUGUUCUCACUAAUACUCUUCAUCAUACAGCUUCCCUUUUUACUAUCCUAUAAAAUAUUUGGAUAUGUAUAUGGAAGCUGUAGUAAAUAAUUCCAAUAUUAAUGUUCUAAUGUUUACUUACAAUACUGUUGACUUUUGAAAAUUAAA